AUGCGACGACGACUGAGUAGUUUUUUUACCGCACCAGGGCAUCUUAUCACCAAAGGCCACACCCAAGGCACCAGUUGUGGUAAUAACAGCAAACAUCAUCACUCUCACAGUCACUCUCACAGUCACGGUCAUCAUCAUCAUGAACCUCUUGAGGCCACGAUGAAAGGACGGCAGUUGCGUCAAUGUCAACUUGUCACAGCUGUUGGUGGCACCACAAAUGUUUUUUUCUGUUUCACUAAAUUAUGGAUUGGCGCCAGUGGAGGAUCUGUAGCUCUGGUUGCAGAUGGUUUUCAUUCCCUUUUCGAUCUCCUUGCAGAUGUUGUAUCGUAUGCAGCACUUACACUAUCGACGAAGCGACUUCCUCGCUGUCGAUUUCCUUUUGGUAUUGGUCGAAUUGAAACGGCUGGGGCCGUUGUGGUUGCCACCAUUUUGCUACUUGGUGGUGUGACGCUUCUCUUUCAAUCUCUUCAAGAGUGUCAGCAGGAAUUAUCUCAUUACAUAAAUGACGGCGAUACUGCCGGUAAUAGUAUGAAUUCUACAAAUAACCACCAACACCACCACGGUAGUAGUAGUAGUAGUAAUAGUAAUAAUAGUAAUAGUAUUAGUAGCAAUGGCGAUAGUGUUCACGAUCACCAUGGUCAUUCUCAUUUUCAAAUGACCCAAAUGGACGAAACAGGGAAAGUGAGAAUAUUGUGGGCUAUGGUAUGGGUCUGUGUUGCGUCAAUUGUCAGCAAAGAACUUCUUUUCCGUUGGACAAAACGUGUGGGUGAACGUGCAGGAUCUAGAGUUGUUGUGGCAAAUGCUUAUCAUCAUCGUGCAGAUGCGUGGUCUGGUGGUGUCGCACUCGUUGGUGUGGCAGGUCAUUUAAUAGGAAUGCCGGGUAUUGAUGGAAUUGCUGGACUAUGUGUAUCGUACAGUAUCUGCCGCAUAGGGUAUAGUGUACUUCGUAAUAGUGUAUUGGAAUUUUUUGAUUUUCAAAACGCUGAUGAGGUGGCAGAGGUGCGAAAAGAGCUUCGGCAAUCACACAGUUCACAUCAUGUGAAUGUUUUCCUCAUUCGCCAUGGACACUCCUACGCAUUACAUGCUACUCUUCUUGUAGAAGCAGAAACACCAGCCGCAACAAUUGUAAAGAUGUCAGCAGACCUCACUGACCUUGCGAAGCAAAGUAUUGCGGUAACCGAUACGUGUACAACACCUCUCGUUUGUGAUCCGCACCAAGAAGCCUCAUUACUUCGUAUAGUGAAACUUGUAGAGGAAUUUCACGGCCUAAAGCCUAUCUCAUGUCAUUGGGAAAAACGCCAAAUUAUUGUUCAUCAGGUGCUUCAAAAUGAGUGUAUGGAAGAUGUACGUACUAUUGCCUCGUUUUUUGGAAUGGAGGUAAUUGUAGAAACCAAUGACUCUGAUACAAUAAGUUCAAAUGGGUGCUGUCAUUAA
Molecule: messenger RNA, 1434 nt
Organism: Trypanosoma theileri
Lineage: Eukaryota; Euglenozoa; Kinetoplastea; Trypanosomatida; Trypanosomatidae
Product: cation transporter
Exons: 1
Coding region: 1-1434 (477 amino acids)
Biological process (GO): transmembrane transport; monoatomic cation transport
Cellular component (GO): membrane
Molecular function (GO): monoatomic cation transmembrane transporter activity
Source: RefSeq, a predicted model, not a curated record